Molecule: messenger RNA, 4303 nt
Organism: Dermochelys coriacea (leatherback sea turtle)
Lineage: Eukaryota; Metazoa; Chordata; Testudines; Dermochelyidae
Gene: WFS1
Product: wolframin ER transmembrane glycoprotein
Exons: 8
Coding region: 770-3418 (882 amino acids)
Biological process (GO): calcium ion homeostasis; endoplasmic reticulum unfolded protein response
Cellular component (GO): endoplasmic reticulum; endoplasmic reticulum membrane
Molecular function (GO): protein binding
Source: RefSeq, a predicted model, not a curated record
AAAGAACUGAUAGGAAGCCCCCGAAUCAGUUACGGAGAAUUUAGUUAACUGUGGCCAAGGAAGAGGAUUCUUUCUUAUUCCUUACUGUCAGGGAUCCUAUCUUCUGCCUUAUUUUCCCCAUCCAUGUUCCCUUUUAAAGUAGCAGGGUUAAGUAUGAAUCCAACUAAGAGAGAACUUUUGUAUCAUAAUGAUUAAAAAUAAUUCUGCUGCUUUACUGGGAAAGGUCAUUUUAAUCUCUGCAUUUUUUGUGCAUCUGUUAAGGCAGAAUUGUUUUAGUUAUUUGUGAUAUGAAAUAGAAGUUAUAAUAUAAUACAGAAAGCAAGUAGUCACCAUUACUGUAAUCUUUUUCUUGAUAAAAAAACACAGCAAGUGAGUUGUCGAAAUUACUUAGUACCUUACAAGGUAAAUAUUAAUCAUGUACAUGUUUGUUGCUUUAUGAGUUAGAAUUUUUAGUUAUCACACUACAAGCAGAAUUCAAGUUGUCAGCCCAAAUCAUUGAAGUCAGUGAUCUUUGAGACUAUAAUACUUUUGGGCUAUAUGUUCAUAGCUUAUUUUUAUUACACAUGGCUAUGCAUGUUUUUGGAAAAUCAAGGAUUAGAAGAGGUGUUUAAUAGGCUGACUGUUAAAAGUAGCUUCUUCAAAGUUUGUUGUGCUCAGGCUUCAAAUUCAGCUAAGUCAGUUUCAAACAUGAUAUGAUUUAUCACACUUCUUGCUAUGAAUACACACAUCCUUCUGCUUCCAGUCCUGUAAAAGAAAAAGUUCAGGUGAAAUGGAUUCAGAUCCUGAUCCUUCAAGUCCUUCUCACCCUCAGCCACAGCAAGUAAGGUCUCAGCUAAAUGCAGCUGCUACUGUGAGCCAUAGUGAGAGUAAUCAGAAACCUGGUUCACCUUCAGGAGAUUCAUUGUCCUCUGCAACUUUUUCCCCGUUAGCUACCAGCCAUUCUAACAGCAGGGAGAGAGCUGAAAGAAACGAAGCCAUGAAGGAGGAACCUGAAGUACUCUUUGAGGAUCUGCUUGAAAAGGCGAAAGCUGGAGAACCAAAAGCCCAAACGGAGAUGGGAAAACAUUACCUGAAAUUAGCAGAAGAUCAGGAUGAAGAACUCAACAACUGUAGUGCUGUUGACUGGCUGAUUCUUGCUGCUAAGCAGGGUCGAAGGGAAGCUGUCAAGCUGUUGCGGAGAUGCUUAGCAGACAGAAGAGGCAUCACUUCUGAGAAUGAGCAAGAAGUGAAGAAAUUAUCAUCCGAGACUGAUCUGGAGAGAGCUGUGAGAAAAGCUGCCUUAGUUAUGUACUGGAAAUUAAAUCCGAAGAAGAAGAAGCAGUUAGCAGUUUCUGAACUGCUGGAGAAUGUUGGGCAAGUUGACAAUGAAGAUGGUGAAAAACAACCUGGCCCAGUUCCAAAGUCUGUACAGAAGCAAAGAAGAAUGCUGGAACGAUUAGUAAGCAGUGAACCUAAGAACUAUAUUGCUUUGGAUGAUUUUGUUGAAAUAACCAAGAAGUAUGCAAAGGGAAUCAUCCCAACUAACCUGUUUGUGCAGGAGGAUGAUGAUGAUGAUGAUGAUGAAUUGGCUGGAAAGAGUCCCGAGGAACUACCACUGCGACUAAAGGUUGUAAAAUAUCCACUUCAUGCCAUUAUGGAAAUUAAAGAGUAUCUUAUAGAUAUUGCAUCUAAGGCAGGAAUGCACUGGCUGUCUACUAUUAUUCCAACACACCACAUCAAUGCCCUCAUCUUCUUCUUCAUCAUCAGUAAUCUGACAAUCGAUUUUUUUGCCUUCUUUAUCCCAUUAGUCAUCUUCUAUCUGUCCUUCAUUUCCAUGGUGAUUUGCACGCUGAAAGUCUUUCAAGACAGUAAGGCCUGGGAAAACUUCCGUACCCUGACUGACUUAUUGCUUCGUUUCGAGCCAAAUCUAGAUGUUGAGCAAGCAGAAGUGAACUUUGGGUGGAAUCAUUUAGAGCCAUAUGUUUACUUUUUGCUCUCAGUUUUCUUUGUCAUUUUUUCCUUCCCUAUAGCAAGCAAAGACUUCAUACCAUGCUCAGAGAUGGCUACCAUCUCUGUUUUCUUCACAGUGACAAGUUAUAUGAGUUUAAGCACUUGUGCAGAACCUUACACACGAAGAGCUUUAAUGACUGAGGUGGCUGCUGGCUCCCUCUCCCUAUUGCAGAUACUACCUAUAAAUUUGGGCUAUUUGAAAUUCUUAGGUAAAACCUUCUUUACUCUUCCUAUAGGCCACUUCUUCAUACUAAAUGUGAGCAUCCCAUGCCUUCUGUUCCUGUACUUGUUCUAUCUCUUCUUUAGAAUGGCACAACUGCGGAAUUUUAAAGGCACCUACUGUUACCUGAUUCCCUACAUGGUGUGUUUCAUGUGGUGUGAAUUCUCAGUGGUUAUUCUGCAAGAGUCCUCCUGUAUUGGUCUCAUUCGUGCAUCAGUUGGCUAUUUUCUGUUUCUCUUUGCACUCCCAGUUGUAAUGGUAGGCAUUGCACUCAUGUGUCUUGUGCAUUUCAUAAAGUGGUUCAUAUCUUUGGAGCUCAUGAAGAUUGUGGUGACUCUUGUGUUGUGUGGUAUUCCUUUGUUUUUACGAUGGUGGACAAAAACUAACUUCUCCAUCGUUGAAAUGAUGAGAUCCCUAACCAAAAGUUCUAUUGUGAAACUCAUUUUGGUGUGGAUUACAGCUGUAGUAUUGUUCUGUUGGUUCUAUGUGUACCGAUCAGAGGGAAUGAAAGUCUACAACUCUACCUUGACAUGGAAUCAGUAUGGCUUCCUCUGUGGACCCCGGUCAUGGAAGGAGACUAACAUGGCACGCACCCAAAUUGUAUGUAGUCAUCUGCAAGGACACAGAGUUACAUGGACUGGGCGGUUCAAAUAUGUCAGGGUUACAGAAAUUGAAAAUAGUGCAGAAUCUGCAAUAAACAUGCUUCCGCUUUUUAUUGGUGAUUGGAUUAGAUGUUUGUAUGGUGAAACCUACCCUGUGUGUGACCCAAAAAAUGUUACCAUGGCGGAGGAGGAACUGUGUUGUCUCAAGUAUCUGACAAAGCAUGACUGUCACAUGAAAAAGUUUGAUCGAUACAAAUUCGAAAUAACUGUGGGCAUGCCUUUCAAUGGCAAAAAUGGAACUAAAGUUGUAGAGGAGGAGGAUAUAACCAAAGAUAUUGUGCUGAAGGCAAGCAACGAGUUUAAGAAAGUGUUGUUGAACUUGAGGCAAGGAAGUAUAAUUGACUUCAGCACAAUUCUGGAGGGUCGUCUUGGCAGCAAGUGGCCUGUCUUUGAACUGAAAGCAAUCACUUGCUUAAAUUGCAUGUCUAAACUUACACCCGCAGGAAGGCAUGUGAAAAUAGAGCAUGACUGGAGAAGCACAGUGCAAAAAGCCAUUAAAUUUGCUUUUGAUUUUUUCUUUUCUCCAUUCCUGUCAGUUGCAUAUUGAACUCAUAUACUGGUUCAAUGGUAUCUUCAGUGUAUACUGCAUUAAUACUACCAAAGGUUUGGCUUCUUAACAAAACCUGCUGUAACGAUGUUCAAAAUGUAUGCUAUUCCAGAGUAUUGGUUGAGUUUUUUUAUAGGUGUAAACACUGUACCCAGUCCUUGUAUCCCGUAGGAUUGAGGUUAUAAAUUCUAUUUAAGUAUUACUAUACAUGAAUGCACAGAAUUGCUGCAGAGUAGAUGCAUGAACUAUUUUUUAUCCAAAAAGAACUCUUUUUCUGUGGUACAACACUAGGGUAUAUUCAUCUGCUUGAUGUUAAAAGCACUUUACUCGUGAAAUAUUCACGGCAUUGCCCUUAUGUACUUUCACAUGUAGAAUGGAUAUCUUGUAGAUAACCUAAGAUGUAAUGUUUCUUGAAUUUAUUCCGUGGUUUCUAGAGAAGUGUUAAACGUACAACUAGGUUGAAUCUGGUGCCGUGUGAUUGGCGUGUAUAGAACUGAACUUCUUUGCUAUUUAUUAGAUUUUAUUUGAACAGGUCUUUUGGUGGUGGACACCACUUCAUAUACCAACAAAGUCGCAACAAGAGCUCAAGUUUCCAUUUCAGUUUGAUUUAAGUAUUCUUCUUAAAAUGAAUAUGCUGUUCACUGUAACUGGCUACGAUAGCUAUAUAUGAGACUAUCAGUUAUAAUCCAUGAUAGCAUGUGAAUGAUGGGCACCAGUUAGUAAGACUGGUAUUGUGGUGGUACAGGUAAUAGGCAAGCCAAAUCAAUUGAAAAGCGCUGUAUAAAAAAUCUACAAUGGAGAUGGAAAUAAAAUGUCUGGUUAAUAAUAUGUAUUGUGCAAAUAUAUGCAAAUACAAACUUGAAUUAAAAUGGGAUUCUACACUCA